GCCUCUGAUUAUUCCAGAAGUGCUACACUUAUAAUGUUUCAUCUUCGACAAUUACACAAAGGUUGAAGGAGUGCUCAUCAUCCGAUACGCAAUAAAUGAAGGUGUGACCGCACAGGGCAGUAAGUCAGGGUGGACCUGUGCGAAGUAGUAAAAACAGUAUAUUGUGUUCUUGUUUUGUUGUGUGAUUGCCCCCCACCAGGCCAUCAGCAGGGUCUGUGUUCAUGACGUAUCUGCUGUGCAGCUAAGGGUGAAGGUGCUUUUUAGAACGCGCAGGAGCAUCGCACUAACACGCGUGGCACACGUGACCUCCAUACUCCACAAACCGUCACAAUUGACGUUGUUGCGACAGAUUGCCGACGGUCUCGUCAAUCUUGGUCAACCGUAGGGUGGUCAUCUUGACGGUCUCACCAUGUACUCUCCUAACUACCAAAGCGGAGACACCAAAAUCGUAGGCCUAGCAUACACGGUCAAAUUCUUGCCAAAGUGCGACGAAGCCGAAGGGCAACUAUGUAUGGACGACUUCAAACAAACUCAUGCUUUUCAUGGUUGCUCAUAUAUCCAGAUCGAUUUCACCCCCAAAGAUGUUGAAUUCGGACGCUUAUGGGGGUUGAAUCAAGCCAGGUGAUUGCCGUAU
Molecule: messenger RNA, 634 nt
Organism: Macroventuria anomochaeta
Lineage: Eukaryota; Fungi; Ascomycota; Dothideomycetes; Pleosporales; Didymellaceae
Exons: 2
Coding region: 410-625 (71 amino acids)
Source: RefSeq, a predicted model, not a curated record